Ascoidea rubescens DSM 1968 is the source of this 789-nucleotide messenger RNA. Its product is annotated as cytochrome b5 reductase family protein. The record is from RefSeq and is a predicted model, not a curated record. The transcript has a single exon. Gene Ontology annotation, molecular function: oxidoreductase activity. The annotation marks the transcript as partial. Gene Ontology annotation, cellular component: plasma membrane; endoplasmic reticulum. Lineage: Eukaryota; Fungi; Ascomycota; Saccharomycetes; Ascoideales; Ascoideaceae.
GAGAAGAAAGAAAGAGCUGAGGACACUCCAUUGCAUGGCAUCUAUUUGCCUUGUUUUUUCAUUCUCUUUGGCUCGAUUUUCUUUUGGAAUGUCUAUGUUACGCUUGGUGCUUUGGGCUUGUGUUCAAGCUUGUUGGCCUACAGGUUUCUUAUGGAGUACUUCAGACAGAAGGAUUUGCUAUCCAUCAGCAAGUUCAACAAGUUUGAACUCAUAGAUAAAACCAUUAUUACCAAGGACACUGCAAUUUACAAAUUCAAGCUAAAUGAUCCAGAUGAAUCCAUUGACAUUCCCUUGUGCUAUAACUUGAUGUGCAAAUUUAACCUACCAAUUGAAGAUGAUGAUAAUGACAAUGAAAUUGGCGGUAGCAAUAAAGAAGUAAAAUACCAAGAUUAUUUUCGUUACUAUACUCCAAUUUCUUCAAAAUAUGAAAAGGGCGAAUUUGAUCUAUUGAUUAAAUCCUAUCCUGAAGGCAAAAUCUCUAAAAUUUUCGCAUCUUUGCAAAUCCAUCAAACUGUUUCAUUUAAAGGUCCUGUAGGCAAAUUGCCUCCAACCUUUUUGCCUUCUGUUUAUGAUGACCCAGAUGAAAUUUCAAAAUCAAGGCUAUUAAUGAUUUCUGGUGGAACUGGUAUAACUCCAAUGUUAAGAGUCAUUAUAGAAUCUCCAGUAACUUUGAAUUUAAAUCUCUUGCACUAUUCAACUUCAGCAAAUAAUCUUUAUUUAAAAGAUGAAAUCGAUAACGUUCAAUUCUUGAGAAAAAAUUUCAAUUUGAAAUAUUCCUUUGGAAAAUUU